This is a messenger RNA of Macrosteles quadrilineatus (aster leafhopper), 5640 nucleotides long. Its product is annotated as tectonin beta-propeller repeat-containing protein-like. The transcript is spliced from 17 exons. Gene Ontology annotation, cellular component: membrane. Lineage: Eukaryota; Metazoa; Arthropoda; Insecta; Hemiptera; Cicadellidae. The coding region runs from base 1 to 3138 and encodes 1045 amino acids. The record is from RefSeq and is a predicted model, not a curated record. Gene Ontology annotation, molecular function: carbohydrate binding.
AUGUUUGAUACAGACACAGUUGUCACUGAGACACAGUUGUCACUGGGGGAGGUGGUAUGUGUUGCCAACUGCAGUGAGCCUGGGUGUUCACGUGUGGCUGUACACACACUCCGCAGUGCUGCCACCCAGACAACACUACUCAAGCUGCAAUUCUCUGGAGAUGAACAGGGUUUAUUUAUGUUAAUAGCUAUGUUUGAUACAGACACAGUUGUCACUGGGGGAGGUGGUUUGUGUUGCCAACUGCAACACAGUUGUCACUGGGGGAGGUGGUAUGUGUUGCCAACUGCAGUGAGCCUGGGUGUUCACGUGUGGCUGUACACACACUCCGCAGUGCUGCCACCCAGACAACACUACUCAAGCUACAUUUCUCUGGAGAUGAACAGGACACAGUUGUCACUGGGGGAGGUGGUAUGUGUUGCCAACUGCAGUGAGCCUGGGUGUUCACGUGUGGCUGUACACACACUCCGCAGUGCUGCCACCUGGACAGCACCACUCAAGCUGCAAUUCUCUGGAGACACAGAUCUAAAUGAUUGGCUCGCUAAUCUAACUUCCGUUUGUUGUCAGAUGAUGGGGCUGGAAGGAAAGCCAGGCAAGGGCUCUGUGUGGACAACCACCCGGCUGGGAGAAGUCUUUUGCUUUGAUCCUGUUACUUUCCAGACAGCUCAGUACAAGGAUGGUUUGUACUGUCAGAAGCUUAAUGUGAGGCAGGGAAACAGUUGGUUAUUGACAAACGGCUUUGCUCCAGGAUCUCGUCUGGUCCUUAACGGAACAGUUAAUGACGGUGCUGACAGGUUCAACGUGGACCUGGUCUGUGAGGGAAUGUCAGAUCGAGUGAUAGCGUUCCACUUCAAUCCGAGGUUCAGUGACCGUGUAGUCGUCCGCAACUCUAUGACUGCAGGCCAGUGGGACACGGAAGAGAGAGAGGGAGCUCUGACUAUCGGUCCGGGACAGGACUUCAGUCUGGAACUCAUCUGCCAAGAUGAGGGAUAUAAGGUUCUUGUUAAUGGAAUGGUGUUCACCUACUUUGAGCAUCGCCACAAGCCUCAAGGAAUCACUCACCUGGAACUAAGAGGAGAUGCUCAACUACAUGAAGGCUUCUACUACUCCAAGAGGCCUGUAGUGCCAAUGUCGGAGAUAUUCUGGCGUCAGAUGGGAGGACACUUACAGAGGGUUGAAACCACAGAGAGUGGGGUGACAUGGGGAGUAGGGGCAGACAACACACCCUGGGCGUACACUGGUGGAUGGGGCGGAUCUGUACUGCUUGGUCUGGAGCGCACCAUGGUGGGGAUUCACCCGAUGACUGACACUUACCACUGUUACGUGUAUGAGAACCAGAGAUGGAACCCUCUGAGUGGCUUCACAACGCGAGGUCUCCCUACAGACCGACCCAUGUGGAGCGACUCAACUGGCCGCGUCAAACGAUCCAAAGAGACAACACGGCUCUUGUCCAUGCAUUGGCAGUGGUUGGGAGACUGGUCUAUAGACUUCAGUACUCCUGGAGGAGUAGACAAGGAGGGGUGGCAGUAUGCAGUAGACUUCCCCCGUUGCUACCAUGCGACCAAGCAUUUGACAGACUAUGUUCGUAGGCGCCGCUGGGUGCGUCGGUGUCGUCUAACCACUACUGGGCCAUGGCAGGAAGUUGGCAACACCAAGAUCACUGAUGUUUCUCUUCAGAGCUUGGCAGCCAGCAACAGUGUGGCAGUGUGGGGAGUUGGAGCUAACGGUGACGCACUUUAUAGAAAAGGAGUUUCUCUGGAUAACCCAAUUGGAGAGUCGUGGGAACAUGUGUCAUGUGACCAGCCGCUGUGUAGUGUCAGCUGCGGCCCCAACAACCAGAUGUGGGCCGUAGGAAGGAACGGCUCUGUCUACUGGAGGUUCGGCAUCACCUCCUCAAACCCGAUGGGUGAGGUGUGGGAGUGUGUGGAGCCACCUCUAGGUCCCACACUGAAGCAAGUGUCUGUGGGCUUGUGGUGUAUCUGGGUAGUCAUCUGUGAAGGCAAGGUGUUUGACUUGGUAUGUAUUGCAGGUGAGGUGUGGAAGUGUGUGGAGCCACCUCUAGGUCCCACACUGAAUCAAGUGUCUGUGGGCUUGUGGUGUAUCUGGGUGGUCAUCUGUGAAGGCAAGAUGUUUGACUUGGUAUGUAUUGCAGGUGAGGUGUGGGAGUGUGUGGAGCCACCUCUAGGUCCCACGCUGAAGCAAGUGUCUGUGGGCUUGUGGUGUAUCUGGGUAGUCAUCUGUGAAGGCAAGAUGUUUGACUUGGUAUGUAUUGCAGGUGAGGUGUGGGAGUGUGUGGAGCCACCUCUAGGUUCCACGCUGAAGCAAGUGUCUGUGGGCUUGUGGUAUAUCUGGGUAGUCAUCUGUGAAGGCAAGAUGUUUGACUUGGUAUGUAUUGCAGGUGAGUUGUGGGAGUGUGUGGAGCCACCUCUAGGUCCCACGCUGAAGCAAGUGUCUGUGGGCUUGUGGUAUAUCUGGGUAGUCAUCUGUGAAGGCAAGAUGUUUGACUUGGUAUGUAUUGCAGGUGAGGUGUGGGAGUGUGUGGAGCCACCUCUAGGUCCCACGCUGAAGCAAGUGUCUGUGGGCUUGUGGUAUAUCUGGGUAGUCAUCUGUGAAGGCAAGGUGUUUGACUUGGUAUGUAUUGCAGGUGAGGUGUGGGAGUGUGUGGAGCCACCUCUAGGUCCCACGCUGAAGCAAGUGUCUGUGGGCUUGUGGUGUAUCUGGGUAGUCAUCUGUGAAGGCAAGAUGUUUGACUUGGUAUGUAUUGCAGGUGAGGUGUGGGAGUGUGUGGAGCCACCUCUAGGUCCCACGCUGAAGCAAGUGUCUGUGGGCUUGUGGUGUAUCUGGGUGGUCAACUGUGAAGGCAAGAUAUUUGUCCGCAAGGAGGUGACAUCAGUGUUUCCCGAGGGCACUCACUGGCAAGCAGUCAUAGACGCUGGCAGUGGACCUAAGGAUUCAGAUAUUGUAAUGAAGUCCGUGUCAGUGGGAGGAUCUGAGGUGUGGGCAAUCACCAACAGCGGAGUCGUCAGUCGAAGACUGGGAGUCACCCUUGACAAUCCUGCUGGCACUUCUUGGCUCUUUGGUCUAGAGGGCAACUGGAGGAGCGUUAGUGCCAGAGGGUUCACAGAGCUGCCUCUGCGUUAGUGAUUAUAUAUAUAUAAAACAGAUUAGACAAUGCACUGUCAACAAUAACGUUAAGUGAGUUAAACCUAGUCUUCAUCAUGGUUUUAACAAACCAUAAUCAAUAUUUGUGAUCUUCUAGAGUAUGUGGCUAUAGUGCUGUGUGAUAUUUCUAGUCAUUCCAAGGCAUAUGAGGUAUUUUAUUUAAAUUGGUAAAUUUUGGAAAUAUAGUUAUCGGUAGUUAGAGUUUACUUUGAGAUUAACAUCACAGUUCCCUUUGUUUAUUUAAGUUAUCCCCACCCUUACAUAAAUAUUUUUGGGUAUUGUCCAACUACCUAAUGGUUUUAUUUUUUAGUAUGAGUUGUAUAUUUUAUAGUUAUUUCAAGUGUUCUUUAGAAUUACAUUUAUAUCUAUUAAAGAGGAACUAUGUAUGUAUGUAUGUAUGUAUAUAUGUAUGUACCUAAUGGAUUCCGAAACCGCUCGACAGAUUGUAAGGAAACUUUCAGGGCAUUAUUAAGCGUUAUUCAAGGAUGGUUUGUGUGAAGUUUGGAGCAGAUCCGUGAAAAGGGCUCAGCCCCAGAGCGUUUUAAGAGGUCCAAUGUCAGACUUUUGGAACUACAAUGUUUACACAUAAAUAUAAUUUAUAGUUCGGCCGCUUAGAAAACGACCUGCGCGCUUAUGCUAAACCAAUGCUAGAGGAGGUCAUUUUCUAAGCGGCCGAACUAUAAAAGCAGAUGUUUACUUUCACCAACUGUUGGUUUGAAUAAUCACAACAUUCUGUAUUAGUCAUGAUUUAGAAUAUUGCCACAAUAUUUCCACAGAAUGCAGCACAGAAAACUAUUUUACUUUUAGAUAAGUUCAAAUAUAUUAAACCCCAAUUGCAGCACACCUGUGCACUCAACGUUUAAAUUCUCCCCUACUGUAAUAAAUAUGUAAACAUAAAAAGUAAAAACUAAAAUUAACAGAGACUGAGGAUGGGUUUUGAUAAAAAGCCUAAAUAUACCAGUUUUUUAGUAAUUGUGUAUAAUAAUAAACUAACCAACACACGUAGACUUCUCAUUCCAUUGUAAAUUUUGAAGCACGUUUUUUGUGUCUAGUUCAUGUACGGUGACACUGGGUGCUAGUGUCAACAAAGUUUUGUUUGUAUUAUUUUAGGGUUAAUUUCUUGAUUUGCGCUUACUGUUUGUUUGGUCAUAUAACUAGGGGACAAAUUAUUGUUUAUGAUUAUAUCUUUUUAUUUGGUUAAAAGAGGUUUUAAAUUACUGAAAUAACAAAAUUUGAUGAAAUGAAAUUUGAUGAAAAUUACUGAAAUACAAGAAACAAAUUGUAAACAAAAUACCUCUACAGUACACUGUACAGAACUAACUAUAAAAUUGUCUUCAAAUGUUCCAUAAGGAUAAGAAAUCUAAUAAGGCAGUAUGUUUUAUCCAUGGUAUUAUUUAGUGACUAGCUGGCCCGACAGACGUCGUCCUGUCCUAAUGUUGUUUUAUGUCAAAUACUCGUUAAUUUUCAAGAUGAGCUUGUUCCUGGUCGAAGUUCGUUCGCUACGCUCACUCACCUAUAGGUUGGAGCUCGUUCGCUGCGCUCACUUGCCUUCAGGUUAGCUCGUUCGCUACGCUAACUCGCCUCCAGGUUGAAGUUCGUUAACUACGCUCACUCACCUUUUGGUUGCAAAUUAGUUGUUGUCAUAAAUUUAAAAAUAAUAAUAGUGCUGCACCCUGUUGGUAAACCUAUUAACUUUUUAACGCUAUUGAACAUCACAGAAUCAAAUUGUUUAGUUUAACCAGCUGUUAAGAUUCUUUAAUUCCAUUUAAAUACGAGUAUACUCAUAAGGUUAACAUGGGAAACUCCAGAGCCACUGGGGCCCCUUGACCCUUCUCUUCCCUUGACCCCCUCCCCUUUGACGGAUCUGCACCAAACUUCACACAAACCAUCAUUGAAUAAUGCUUAAUAAUGCCUGAAAGUUUAAUUACAAUCUGUCGAGCGGUUUCAGAGUCCAUAAAGGAAUAACAAACAAACAAACAUACAUUGGAUUUUAUAUAUAGUUCAAGCAAAUAAGUCCAAAUAAGGAAAAAUAGAGGAACGAAUCUAUGUAUUCCCAAUUUUUUCAAAAAUGUGUCAGGGAGGGUCCCCUAAUGAAUAUAUGAUAGGUGAGAAUAAAAUCACCCUGCCGCUCUCUGGUGGUGGGAGGUGUAAAUGCCCCAAUUUGCGGUUUUUUGCUUAUUACUUGAAAACGGUGUGUGUUGUAGCUUAAAUUGUUCAAUGUAAAAGUUCAUCUCACAUUUUUUGUAAAAACUUAUUUGUUUCUCCUUUUCUGUUAUUUUUCAGAAAUAUUGACGGGAAGAAGGUUGUAGAUAAUAAAAUUUACUUCAAUAGUAUAUACAAAUAUGUAAAUAGAUAAGAUGUAGGUAUAAAGUUACAGCGAUUUUAAGAUUAAAAGAGAAAAUCAUGAAUUACACAAAUAGUUGCAAAGUUUUGAUUUUUUAUCAUUGCACGAUUUGAUGGUUUCUGAUAAUUGUUUAGGCC